GCCGCGGCUUUCGUUACCUCGGUCACCAUGCCUCACGACGACACCUCAUUGCUAUCCCGUCGACAGAACGGCGGAGAUAGCCUGAACGAAAACCCGGUCAUGUUCGCCAUCCUCCUUGUCUUUCUCGGCGCGUUCAUGUUCUUUCUCGCGGGCGGCAUCGCCUGGCACGCCAUCGUCGGCCGUAGGAGGGGCAGGCUCAUCACUGCACUCGCUGAGCUCCGGUUUGCGCUCACGCAAGAGAACAAGCCGGAGUUAUGGGACGCAUGGGCGGACCGGACGCAAAGCAGAGCGCGGGCGGAGUGGCGAACGACACAGCCCUUGGCGGUGAACGCUAUCUCCCCGCGCGAAGGCGGCGAUCUGGUCGACUUGAUGGACUGGGAUCUACCACUAGAACUGCUGCUGCAUCGCGUGCGCGGCGGGAACCGAUGGUGGCCCAUGUCGUUGCAUUCCCUGCUGCCGAAUCUCAGUCGCGAGCAGAUACGACAAUUGAUGAAACACGGCCGAAUAUCGCCCGCAGAUGAAGAUAGUCUCCCGAGGACGAAGGAGCCACCUACAAAUACCACAGGCGUUCAAGUCGCACUGGUUAUCGCGAUGCCUGUCCCUCCCAAACUGAAGGAGGACGAAGACAACGCCAAGUCCGACGACGCACAUCUAUUGCGCGAUUUCGUUAUCGGGACUACGUGUAUCCCUCUAUAGUGACCCCUUUCUUUCUGGGUAUGUAUUACUAAUCUGCUGGUUUGCUGUCCUACUUGUGCUAUCGACGAUACCAUGUUGACAUGGUUCUACUCACGGACAUUGUAUGGACCUACGACCUUUAGACGUGAUACCACUUUGCUGUAGUUAUAGGUUGAAGGAAUUAUGUAUUGCU
Molecule: messenger RNA, 868 nt
Organism: Punctularia strigosozonata HHB-11173 SS5
Lineage: Eukaryota; Fungi; Basidiomycota; Agaricomycetes; Corticiales; Punctulariaceae
Exons: 2
Coding region: 28-696 (222 amino acids)
Source: RefSeq, a predicted model, not a curated record